GGGGUGUCUGGCUAUGUGGUGGCAGGGCUUGGCACGGGCGAGUCUCCCGCCCUGCGGCAGCAGAUUGUGGAGUCGGUGGUGGCGGCGCUCCCUCCAGCGGCGCCCCGCCUGCUGUCCGGCGUGGGCACGCCCGAGGAGGUGCUGGAGGCGGUAUCCCAGGGUAUCGACCUGCUGGACAUGGGAUACCUGGCAGACGCCACCGGCGGCGGAUACGCACUCAAGAUGAACCUGUGGGCACUGGCGUACCGGACAGACAGGCAGCCCAUGGUGCCCGGCUGCGCCUGCUUCACCUGCGCCAGCCACAGCCGGGCGUACCUGCACCACCUGCUGCAGACGCACGAGAUGACGGCGCAG
Messenger RNA from Chlorella variabilis, 354 nucleotides. RefSeq lists its product as hypothetical. The annotation marks the transcript as partial. Gene Ontology annotation, molecular function: pentosyltransferase activity. NCBI's taxonomy places the organism in Eukaryota, Viridiplantae, Chlorophyta, Trebouxiophyceae, Chlorellales, Chlorellaceae. The record is from RefSeq and is a predicted model, not a curated record. The transcript is spliced from 2 exons.